CCCUUCUUAUCACUCAUGUUCAAUCCCCUCCUUGAUUCUCCUCUCUCUUUCAUUUGCUCUCACUCUCCCAGUUUCACAGAAACCUCAAUUUCCAUUCCAACUUUCUAAACAACAAUCUGCGGGAAGCCAGAGUACUCUAGCUCUUCUUCCCCAGCUUUCACUUCCUUCUACCUGAAUUUCCAUUUCCCUUAUCUUGGAAAAUUUUAUAUUCAUAGUCAAAUGGCUACGAUUGUAUGUCAAGGUUUACAGUCGUGCCUACAGGAGCCACAGCUUGUAGAGCCAAGAACACUAAGGCUAAAACUCUCUUCGUCGAUACCCCAUCAUCUUUUUUCAGCAACACCUUUAGAACUAGGCUUCAAAUCUUUUCUUUCAUCCGAGUCUAACCACAUAAAAGAGCUUAGUCAUGAAGAGAAAUGCCACUAUGACAAACCCGCCACCAAGAACUCUGACUUGGGUGGCUGGAGUUUCCUCCAAUCUAUCUCCAACAACAGUUCCCAACAACAAAACCCUCCAACCCCGGUUUAUAAUAAGCGGUCAUCAUCGGUUACUAGGCUGAAUGAGAAGAGCUUGGAGCUGUGCACUGAAAACUUGGGCAAUGAGACUGGCACCAUCUUCAUCGAAAACAGUAUUUUCGAGUCGAAUGAUAAGAGUUUGGUGAAGAGGGAUCAGCAGAAGCAGAGUAAAAGCUUGGGAAGCAAGAAAUCUGCUAAUGUUCAUAAUUUUCCUCCUCCACUAACCACGAUAAGCGGCUUGGAGUCUCUACAAGUCAGACCACACAGGGAAGACGGUCGGCUAAUACUCAAGGCUGUCAAGGCCCCAUUGACACAUAAUUGUUUCCAAGCGGAGAGAAGCAAUGGCCGCCUUCGGUUAUGCUUUUCCAAAGACUUCUUUGCUCCUAACUUUGACUCCGAGUCACAAACCGCAGCCAAUCAAGAAGACAUUGAAGCAAACAGUGGUGAGGAUAAUGAAAAUGAAGGAUACGAAAAUGAUAGGGAUGACGAACAAGAAGAACAAGAAGUGGGGGACAUUGACAAAGUAGUUUUGGGAGAACAAGAAGGUCGAGUGUGUUUGGUUGAGGAGUUGGAAGAAAAUAGUUUGAAAGUUGGGGGUGAAGAGGGAAUGGACAAGUUCGGAAGGCCAAGCAGAUGCAAAGAAGGUGGUGAGCAUGAGAAGAAAGGACUGUUAAACUUUGAGCCUUUUAAUUGGGUGGCUACUUGAUCUUAAUCAGUUACUUAAAGCCUUAAAAUUAACCACCUCUUUCUGUCUGUAAUCAAAAUUUGACGAAUUUGUGUUUGUCUUUCUCUUUGUCCCUUUUUAUUCUAUGAAUUCCCUUUGUUUCAUAAUGUC
Molecule: messenger RNA, 1347 nt
Organism: Rosa rugosa (rugosa rose)
Lineage: Eukaryota; Viridiplantae; Streptophyta; Magnoliopsida; Rosales; Rosaceae
Product: protein FANTASTIC FOUR 3
Exons: 1
Coding region: 220-1218 (332 amino acids)
Source: RefSeq, a predicted model, not a curated record